CCCGUGAAUUCAAAGUUUCCGCGGAGCCCUCACCUACACCCCCACCCCAAGAGCGGCAGCCGACCGACCAGUCCAUCCAACAAGGCACUCCGCUUAGGUUCUCCCCCCUCGCGUCACCGUGCUGCACUCGAUCCCAUUUCCUCUACGAACCGCCACACUCCGACACCAGCACCCUCGCUGCCUUCCAUCUUGAACCCAGAACCAGCUAGUUCUACCAAUCGCCGAACCCCUUCCCAAGCCCAAGGCUCUGAUCAUGGCCGACCCUAAAGAAAAACCGCCUCGGAAGAGUAAGGCGCGAGAGUCGACCCGCAAGGACGCGGAGGGCAACACUCGAAAAGACUCGCGACGCUUGUCGUCGAACCACGCUAAGGAUACGCCCACGCGGGCACCUAAGAGACAAGCCAACGGUCAAGUCAAGCCCAGAGCCCUCUCGGCCGACAAGGAAAAGAAGAUCCAGAACCUGAUCGACCAACUCGAUGCCGAGAUGGAAGACGUUGAUCUAUCCGAGCUCGAGGUCGAAGAAGAAUUCUUCCACGGGCGUUUGAAGAAGCGUAGGUUAGAUCUUGAAGAGACUGAACACAAAGACCGCUUAGUCAGACGGGGCGACAUGGCGUCGUCCCUGUCGGGAAAGCUACGAGACCAUGCGAGCCAUGGGAGGCGUCGGUACGACGCGAUUCACUUCGAGGGCGCGCUUCACGAGGUACGGGAGCGUGAAAUAUUCGCCGAAAAGGAACGAAAGAAGGACAUGCAACGCAAGCGGCGGCGGGAGAAGUCCAUGCAAGUUACCAUAGAGCAGAAAGAGGCAGCGUUGGCCAAGGCGCUUGCUGCCGAAGACGACGCCGAACGCGCCAAAUAUUUACGUGACGCAGAGCGCGCCAAUAAGAAGGCGCAACAAACCAAGCUGAUCCUGCAAAAGGGCAUCAAAGGCCCCGCGCGCAAUCUCGCACCUCUCGAUCUCAACCUCGAGGGUGGUACCAUGUCCACAUUCCAGGCCACAGACUUGGAGACGAACGGCAAGGCCAAAGGCAAAGGCCGCAGCGGCAACCGUCCCAAGAAGUCGAAGGAGCAGAAACAAGCGGAGAAGGAUUCAGCCAUCGCUGCCCAAGCUGCUCUGGACGCGGGCGAAGAGCUUCCAUCGAAAGAGGAGACCAAGAUCCGCAUCAAGCUGAGCAAGAACUCGACUAAAGAGCCCAAAGAGAAGGACAAGGAGAAGGAUGCUAAGGAAACGGCUGCGAAGGAACCGAAGGAGAAAGAGAAGGCCGCCGAGGAGCCUCCCGCCAAUCCCCUCGAGACCAAGUUCCAAUCCAAGGGCUACAACCAGAUUUACGACCAGAUCUGGCGCGACCUCGCUCGCAAGGACGUCCCGAAGGCCUACAAGCUGGCUAGCGAUUCGUACAGCACCAAGGCAUCAAAUCUUAAGAAGACGGCCAUACUGGCGUCUAAGGAGGCCAAACGCUGGCAGCUCCGCACCAACAAGGGAACGAAGGACCUCCAGGCUCGUGCAAAGCGCUGUAUGCGUGAUAUGAUGAGCUUCUGGAAGCGCAAUGAGCGCGAGGAGCGCGACCUACGCAAGGCGGCGGAGAGGCAGGAGCUCGAGAACGCUCGCAAGGAGGAGGCCGACCGUGAAGCCGCCCGCCAGAAGAGGAAACUUAACUUCUUGAUCUCCCAAACCGAGCUGUACUCCCACUUCAUCGGCAAGAAGAUCAAGACGGACGAAGUUGAACGCAGCACCGACAACCCCGAUAUCGCGCCAGAUUCCGGCUCCGUAUCGAAAUCCGCUCACGUCGAUGUCGCAGAACCGUCCGGCCCCAUCGGCGCUAAAGUUACGGAUUUCAACCAGCUGGAUUUCGACGCAGCCGACGAAGAGACCCUCAAGGCUGCUGCCAUGGCGAAUGCACAGAACGCCAUCGCAGAAGCCCAGCAGAAAGCGCGAAGCUUUAACAAGACGGAGAACGACAUGGACGAAGACGGCGAGAUGAAUUUCCAGAACCCCACUGGUCUCGGUGACGUGACUGUCGAACAACCGAAGCUGCUGAACUGUCAACUCAAGGAAUACCAGCUCAAGGGCCUGAAUUGGCUUGCCAAUCUCUACGAACAAGGGAUCAACGGCAUCCUCGCAGAUGAAAUGGGUCUCGGCAAGACGGUGCAGUCUAUAUCCGUCAUGGCCUACCUAGCCGAGGUCCACGACAUCUGGGGCCCCUACCUCGUCGUCGCGCCGGCUUCUACUUUGCACAACUGGCAGCAGGAGAUUUCGAAGUUCGUGCCCGAGUUCAAGGUCCUCCCGUACUGGGGUACCGCUAGCGACCGAAAGGUGCUGCGCAAGUUCUGGGACCGCAAGCACAACACCUACCGCAAGGACGCGCCCUUCCACAUCCUUAUUACCUCUUACCAGCUGGUCGUGUCAGACGUCGCCUACUUCCAAAAGAUGCGCUGGCAAUACAUGAUACUCGACGAAGCCCAGGCCAUCAAGAGCUCCCAAAGCUCGCGAUGGAAGUGCCUGCUCGGAUUCCACUGCCGCAAUCGGCUCCUACUCACUGGUACCCCCAUUCAGAACAACAUGCAGGAGCUCUGGGCCCUUCUACACUUCAUCAUGCCCUCCCUGUUCGACUCACACGACGAGUUUAGCGAGUGGUUCUCGAAGGAUAUCGAGUCCCACGCCCAGAGCAAUACCACGCUGAACGAAGACCAGCUCCGGCGACUGCAUUUGAUCCUCAAGCCGUUCAUGCUGCGUCGUGUCAAGAAGCAUGUACAGAAGGAGCUUGGCGACAAGAUCGAGCUUGACGUAUUCUGCGAGCUCACCUACCGACAACGGGCUUAUUACAGGAACUUGAGGAACCAGAUCAGCAUUAUGGAUCUGAUCGAAAAGGCGACCCUCGGCGACGACCAAGAUUCGGGCACUUUGAUGAAUCUCGUCAUGCAGUUCCGAAAAGUUUGCAACCACCCCGACCUGUUCGAGCGCGCCGAUACGACGAGCCCGUUCUUCGCCGGCUAUUUCGCCGAGACGGCUUCGUUUGUCCGCGAGGGCAGCAACGUGUCAGUCGGCUACUCGACCAGAAACCUGAUCGACUAUCAGCUGCCACGCCUGGUCUGGACCGAAGGCGGCCGGCUACACAAGCCUGGAAAGGACAAUGCCAGGGCCGGUUUUAGGAACAAGUACUUGAAUCACCUCAUGAACAUCUGGACCCCCGAAAACGUGCGAGAAAGCCUGCGUGGAAACGAGGCGUUCUCGUUCCUUCGCUUCGCCGGUGCUAGCCCCGACGACGUCUACAAGAUCAAUCGCCAAGACCUCUUCUGGCGAGCUGCGGACCUCGCCCAAAAGGAGGAGCGUCUCGGCCGGAUGAAUGUGCUAUACGACGAGCCGGGCGAGGAGAAUUACGUUCCCGCCCACUCCUUAUUCCAAAUCAAGGCGCGUUCGGACCGCAGACCCCUAGCCGAGAUCACGACCGAAGGCGUGCUAGAUAGCCUGAUGAACAUUUCGCGCACGACGUGGCGUGAUUCCGGACUCGGCCGUCUCGAGCCAGGCGCCUUACCCGGCGCGUCCGCCCCUCCUAUUGAGGUUUCGUGCAUGGGCACCCGAGGUCCCGUCGCCGAGCGCGAAGACACACUGUUCAACGUGCGAGUGCGCAAGAGCCUGUUCGGACCUAGCCUGAUGGAAGAGAAGGCACUGGUAUUGCGGAAUGUCCCGAUCGAGCGAUACCCGGCACCUGCGACGUUUCCGCAACCGGAUAACGAGAAGCGACGUUUUACGAACAUCACUGUUCCUAGCAUGCGCCGGUUCGUCACCGACAGUGGAAAAUUGGCCAAAUUGGAUCAGUUGCUUUUCAAAUUGAAGGAGGAGGGCCACCGUGUGCUGCUGUACUUCCAGAUGACGAGGAUGAUCGAUCUCAUGGAGGAAUACCUCACCUACCGCAACUACAAAUACUGUCGACUCGACGGGUCUACGAAGCUGGAGGAUCGUCGCGAUACCGUGCACGAUUUCCAGACGCGCCCCGACAUCUUUGUCUUCCUUCUCUCAACCCGCGCGGGUGGUCUCGGUAUCAACCUCACGUCCGCUGACACGGUAAUCUUCUACGACAGCGACUGGAACCCUACGAUAGACUCGCAGGCCAUGGACCGUGCGCACCGUCUUGGACAGACGAAGCAAGUUACCGUCUAUCGUCUCAUCACGCGCGGCACAAUCGAGGAACGCAUCCGGAAGCGUGCAAUGCAGAAGGAAGAAGUGCAGCGCGUCGUUAUUCAAGGUGGCGGCGCUAGGGGUGUGGACUUUAGCGGUCGUCGCCCGCCAGAGAACCGCAACCGCGAUAUCGCGAUGUGGCUCGCCGACGACGAACAGGCCGAGCUAAUCGAGCGACGCGAGAAGGAAUUGCUCGAGAGCGGCGAGCUGGACAAGGCAUCGAAGAAGCGAGGUAGCAAUAAGCGAAAGCGGGAGGCGGUGAGCCUAGACGAGAUGUAUCACGAAGGCGAGGGGCAUUUCGACGACGGCAAUAAGCCGUCCGGCACCGCCACACCAGUUGAGCCUGCAGAUGGCAAGGCCGCGAAGAAGCGACGCGGAGGCAGCAAGAAGGCCAAGACAACCAAGCAGCGGCUCGCCAUCGCUGACGGCGAGAUCGAUAUUUGAGCAGUGACACGCACAGCCGUGGGACGCCAAUUAGCGGAUUUCGCGAGAGGGGCUUGCUACGCCAUGUACAAAAACACAACAAAAUACAGUGAGGCGUUGCGUCGGCAUCAGUUUCAUUUGCAGGGGCAGAGUACCAAGGAAAAUCGCUAUAUCAUUAGAGCUAAUUAAGAAUCCAUUCGAGACAGGGAGGACAUUUGGUGAAGGUUACGAGAAGGAGAAAAGAACAU
Messenger RNA from Durotheca rogersii, 4845 nucleotides. RefSeq lists its product as uncharacterized. Gene Ontology annotation, molecular function: ATP binding; DNA binding; ATP hydrolysis activity. The record is from RefSeq and is a predicted model, not a curated record. The transcript has 3 exons. Lineage: Eukaryota; Fungi; Ascomycota; Sordariomycetes; Xylariales; Xylariaceae. Gene Ontology annotation, cellular component: nucleus; Ino80 complex. Gene Ontology annotation, biological process: chromatin remodeling; DNA-templated transcription; DNA repair. The coding region runs from base 254 to 4618 and encodes 1454 amino acids.